UAAAAAGAAUCGAUUUUCCAAUGGACCAAACGGACCCUGUGAAAAUUCCCAAGAAAACUUCGCAACGAUUAAGAGGCAAAAACUAGCAAUUCUACAGUGGCACAGCGACGGAAACAGAGACUUGAAGCUGAUGGCAUCCGCGUGGGGGGCAUUCUGGGGAACAAGGGUGAUGGAAAUAGUGAAGAAGCACGACUCCGGCGGCCUCGUUUGGAAGAGAAUAAAGCUCACCACCACUCGUAAGGCCAACGCCAAGAAGCGCCUCCGCCGUGUUUGGCAGAAUGAAGCCGUCCUGAGAGCAUGUUCUGAAGCUCCUCCCUCAGAGACAACUACACAUGUUGAAGCCGGAGAUAUCAAUGCAAUGCAAUCCACAGGUAACCAAGGUUAGCAAGCAAGCAAGAUGACAAAGGAAAAAGGAGCACAAUGCUCUUUACAUUUGAUUGCUUUUUCAUGAUGUUUUUAAAGUAGGUUGACUAUAAAUGUUGCAUACAUUGAUCUGUUUCCAUUUUUUCUUUUAUAAAUAUAAUCCAAUCAUCUUAAUCUCUUGUUAGACUUAGACAAUAGUUUUUAUUUAUUUAUUUAUGACUGUUAUUACUAUUACUUUUAUUAUCUGCUAUGGAUUAUAUUAUUAUUAUUAUUUGGUAGAAAGAAGUUAUAUUUGUCACGUUUAAGUUUGCUUCCUCCUGUCCUAGUGAGCCUGCAAUUGGAUGUGAAGGGUGUCGGCUAGUUGUUACGUGUCAACUUAUCUUCUGGUAUGGCAGAUCACAGAAGUAGAAAGAUGGACCCUUUUGAUUAAUUACAUGUUGAAAAUUCUGGGUGCAUAGAGAUGGUAGUGGUGUUCCUCACUCAGGAAAUUGCAACCACAUGUGGGGUGGGGUGAAUUUGCCUAGUUGAUGAUGAUGUGGUCCAUCAUCAUUUAGAGAAAAAAAUAUAAAUAUCAACUUGAUGGAUGGGUAGAUAAAUGUGGAAGCCACUUAAAGAUGGAAAUCCACUGAGUUAAUUUGUGAAAGAAGAGAUUGAUUGUGACAUUGAAGAAGUUAGAAUACAGCUUCAAAUUCUCUUUUGUGUUGGACAGUUUUGUGCAAGACAGUUUUUUUCA
Molecule: messenger RNA, 1096 nt
Organism: Cuscuta europaea
Lineage: Eukaryota; Viridiplantae; Streptophyta; Magnoliopsida; Solanales; Convolvulaceae
Source: the annotation of a GenBank genome assembly